Messenger RNA from Heterostelium album PN500, 1725 nucleotides. Its product is annotated as acyltransferase family protein. Bases 1 to 1725 code for a protein of 574 amino acids. The record is from RefSeq and is a predicted model, not a curated record. The transcript is spliced from 3 exons. NCBI's taxonomy places the organism in Eukaryota, Evosea, Eumycetozoa, Acytosteliales, Acytosteliaceae. Gene Ontology annotation, molecular function: acyltransferase activity, transferring groups other than amino-acyl groups.
AUGAAGAAUAAUUUUAUUCUAUUUUUAUUAAUUAUUAACUUAUCAAUUUCUUUGAUAUUUUGUCAAAGCACUGAUUCCUCAUCAGCAACAAACCAACCAUCACAAUGUUCAACAGAUAUUGAUCUGCUGGCUAGCUUUAGUUAUAGUAGCUAUAUGGAUUCAAUGAAAAUGUGGAUGUAUAUGGGUAGAUCACCCAAUGAACUGGGAAAUAUGGAACAGUGUUUGAUGCUUCCACCAAACGUGACACAUUAUUGUGUUUAUCAAACAUCAAUUGUGAUGGAGAAUAUGACACUGCCGUAUGUUGUAGGACUUUGCUUCCCAAAGAGUUGCAAUACCACCGAUGAUGUUCAGUCGGCGUUGAAUAGACUAAUGAUGUCAUCGCUGAUAAUUGCACCACCAGGAAGUGAUACACAAACACAUUUCUAUACCAGAGAUCCACCAAAAAAGAAUUGGACUGUAGGUGCUGGCAUUGUUUUGGGUUUUUGUGUGUUGUUUGCAAUCUUGGUGGCUAUUGGAACAUCUCUAGAGUUAAUAAGAUCGUACAUGUCGAAACUGAUGAUGAUAGAAGAAUCCAAGGAAUUCAUGGAGGGAGGAACCACUGUAAAGCUAUUCCUCUCGUUUUCUUUGAUUAAAAACUGUAGAGCAUUCAUGUUCUUACCAGAGAGUAGAAGUUUCGAUAGUUUGGAUGGGGUUCGUGUAUUAGCUGCUAUAUGGAUUGUCAUUUCUCACACAGGAAUAUUCCAACUAUUUCCAAUGUCCAACGAUAUGGAGUAUUUUAUGGCCAAAGGAUAUAAAUCAUAUGCCUAUCAAGCAAUUAAUAGUUCUCAGUAUGCAGUUGAUCUAUUCUUCAUGAUAACAGGAUUCCUAGUUUCACAUAUCCUCCUUAAGAGUUUGGAAUCAAACAAGUCAAGAAAUCCUUUAUUUUGGGUUAUUUGGGGAUGGUACUUGGCAAACGACACCCAAUUCUAUUUAAUUGCACCAUUUGUCUUAGUUGCCUACAAAUACAGAAAGAUAUACGGCUACAUAUUAGUUGCAAUUCUUUUCGGAAUAUCUUUGGCAACCAGUAUUUGGAUUAGUGUGGAAAACAAUAUCGUAUAUGAUAUAUCAGUGUUCCUCACUCCAGGCGCCAAUGAAAUCUAUGUAAAGCCAUGGGUGAGAAUUGGCCCUUUUGCCUUUGGAAUUGCAUUGGAAUUCAUCUAUAGAAUGGAAACAACAAAGAGACUGUAUGAAAUCACUCUAUUUAGAUAUAUAGCAUAUGCUUUCAGUCUUGGGCUAUCAAUGUUCUUAGCGUACAUCCAAUAUGAUACUUAUCUCAAAACUUGGAGUCCACUUAUCGUUGGACUUUACUUGGGUUUUUCAAGAACACUAUUCCCUGCAGCCAUUUCAAUUUCAUUGCUUUCAACUUUCUAUGGCCACGGUGGUUAUUAUUCCAAGUUCCUAAAACUCAGUUGUUUCCGAUACCUCUCCAAACUUACUUUCGCAAUGUAUCUUAUUAAUCCUAUAGUAAUAUAUUCAUACAACUAUUCAAGAACAAGUAUUCCCCAUUACUCCGUAAUUGAACACUCCUAUCAAGUCACUUCUAAUCUAGUAUUCACAAUCCUACUUUCAAUCAUACUUCACUUAACAGUAGAGAAGCCAUUUGUAAAUCUACAACGUAUAUUAUUACCAACAAAUACCAAAAAUAAUAAUAACAAUAAACCAACCAAUCCUGCAAAUAAAGUUUAA